AAAAUAGAAGUAAGAACCAAUUUUCCAUUGUACAAAAAUAAGAUUCUCACUAGUAUUAGCUUAUACUAGUUAUGAGUUGCAAAAGAAUGUGGCAGCCCUUCUUAAUAAUCUUCAUUCUGACACCUCUUUUCGACUCGGGAGUACUCGCCCAAUACGAAGUAUUCGUUUGUUCAAACAAUGGGAACUACUCAAGCGAAAGCUUAUACAGAUCCGAUCUUAACGGCGUUCUCCGUUCUCUCUCCUCAAAAAUCGACAACACCGGUUUCUACAGCACCUCAGAUGGUGAAGCCAGCGUAAUUGCGUUGUGCCGAGCAGACGUUGAGCUCAACGCCUGCCAAGGCUGCGUCAAUAUAAUCGCGGGUGAGAUAUUAACUAGAUGCCCGAACCAAUACCAGGCAAUUAUGUGGUCCCAAUACUGUAUGGUUCGGUACUCGAACGAGACGAUAUUGGGAAAUCUUGCGAUGCGUCCCGGAAGGAUUUUGUAUAAUAUGGCUAAUUCCACAAGUCCCGACAGGUUUAAGGUGGUCCGGGAUGAAUUGAUGGACGACGUUCGGGCGCAGGCGGCACGCGGCGGCUCUCUGCAGAAGGCGGCCGUGGGGAAUCGGACGGGCCCCGAUAAUCAGGUGAUUUUUGCAAUGUUGCAGUGCACGCCGGAUUUGUCGCCGGAGAAUUGCACCAGCUGCUUGGUCCAGGCGGCGGGGUAUAUUCCGGGAUAUAUUGAUGAUGCCAUUGGGGUCAGGGUCUACACGCCCAGCUGCAUUUAUCGUUAUGAAACGUCGCCGUUUUAUAAUAUUACAAGGCUUCAAGAAUCACUAGCGGUGCCGCCAUCUUUAACGCCGCCGCCUAUGGUACCUCCGCCUCCACCACCACCACCACCACCACCACCACCACGAGCAGGUAAAGUUAAAGGCAAAAGAACUCGGAGCAUUAUCAUCAUUGUUGUUUCGGUUGUCGCUUUUCUAGUAUUGGUUCUUGGUUUUGGCAUCUUUGCCAGGACGAGAACAAAGCAGAAGACAAUGGAGAUCGAUCCCAACAUUUCAGGUGAGAUCAGUUCCGUUGAAUCUAUACAAUAUGAUUUUAGUAAAAUUAGAGUUGCAACAAAUGAUUUCUCCGAUGAUAACAAGCUCGGCCAAGGUGGUUUCGGAGCAGUUUAUAAGGGAAAACUAGUAAAUGGGCAAGAAAUAGCGGUGAAAAGAUUGUCGAGGGAGUCGGGUCAAGGUGUUAUGGAAUUCAAGAAUGAGGUCUUGUUACUAGCCAAGCUUCAACACAGGAAUUUGGUUAGGCUUUUGGGUUUCUCCAUUGAAGGAAUUGAACGCCUUCUCGUAUACGAGUUUGUACCGAAUGGAAGUCUAGACCAAAUCUUAUUUGAUCGGACUAAAUCUUCGAAAUUGGACUGGGAUAGUCGUUAUAGAAGCAUAGUCGGUAUUGCUAAGGGAGUUCUAUAUUUGCAUGAAGAUUCCAGGCUCAUGAUUAUUCAUCGUGAUCUCAAGGCGAGCAACGUCCUCCUUGAUGAAAAUAUGAAUCCUAAAAUCGCAGAUUUCGGUAUGGCAAAAUUAGUUGUGGCUGACGCAACUAUUGAAAGUACAAACAGAAUCGUUGGAACCUAUGGAUAUAUGGCACCAGAAUAUGCAAGUCACGGCCACUUCUCGGUCAAGUCAGACGUAUUUAGCUUCGGUGUCAUAGUCCUGGAGAUCAUAACUGGUCAGAGAAAGAUAUUUACCCAAAAUGGAGAAAACUUAGGAGAUCUUCUGAGUCAUGCUUGGAGAAGUUGGCACGAGGGAAGGACUACGAAUAUGAUCAACCCGGUUUUGAGGGAAACUUGUGGUGCCCAACCAGAUAUGAUGAGAUGUAUUCACAUUGCUUUGUUGUGCGUUCAACAAAAUGCAGCCGAUAGACCAACAAUGGCUUCAGUUGUUGUAAUGCUCAAUAGUUCCACUAUAACGCUACCGAUUCCAAAGGAGCCCGGAUUUUACUUUUCAGGAGCGUCAUUCCCUCACGAUGAGUUUAACUCAAAUCAAUUCGAGUCCGGAACUCCGUCACAAAGCCUAUUAACUCAAUCUGCUGAAUUUUCCAACGCAUCGUCUAUGAGCGACUUGUAUCCACGGUAGUAUGAAGAGAGUAAGUAUUUAAUUCAUCAUUGUUGUAUGUGUAGGAUGUUAUUUUUUUAUUUUUCAUUUUCUAUUUGUGUGCAUGAUGUUAUAAUUUAUAAGCUAGCUCAAAUGCAUAUGUGGAUGCUGUGACUUGUUGAGCUAGUUAUUUUUUCAUAUAUGAGUUUUACGUGUGCUCUAGCCGGUGCAAAA
Molecule: messenger RNA, 2300 nt
Organism: Erythranthe guttata (spotted monkey flower)
Lineage: Eukaryota; Viridiplantae; Streptophyta; Magnoliopsida; Lamiales; Phrymaceae
Product: cysteine-rich receptor-like protein kinase 10
Biological process (GO): protein phosphorylation
Cellular component (GO): plasma membrane
Molecular function (GO): protein serine/threonine kinase activity; ATP binding
Source: RefSeq, a predicted model, not a curated record